AGAGGCCCGCCGAAUGCCUUGCGUCUCUCUCCCACUCAACUAUGAUCGGUCUGCCGCGCGCGCAGCACUAGAGAAUUAGGCGCAUUGAAUCGGCACAUGCUUGUGUCUCUGUCUUUGUCUUUCUCGAACGUUCUUGGCGUUGGAAAAACAAGAAAGCGUCAUAAUACAAGUUCACACGUGUGGUUAAAGUAUCGUCAGCUGUGUCUGUAGUGAAAAUGUGGAGUGCUUAGAUUCGUCAUUUACAACAACUACAACAAUAAAGGAAUCACCACUCUCAAAACAAUGGAAACGGACGAGCAAAUGCCUUCAACUUCCAGUACAUCAAUGGAGACGGAGGAUAUCGUGCCGUCAACGUCUGCAGUACCUUUCGUUGUUCCACACACCACCUCUACCGCCAGAACCAAUGCUCAGCGACAACGUGAGUACAGACUACGUCAAGCAUUGACCAGAACUCCUGAACAAGUAAGAGCCUUUAAAAAAGCGGCUGCGGAGAGGCAACGCAAGUUCAAGCUACGUAAAUCUGCUAACAUAGCCCUCACCAGCGGUACGUCAGAGUCACCUGCUUCAACGUCUUGUUCUGUGGUGGAGAGAACAAGCGUUCCUGUCGUGGCGAAGAGAACGAGCGUUCCCCUAACUAACGCUCAACGGCAACGUGCAUUCCGACAACGUAGAGCAGCAUCUUCUCGGACUGAUGUACAACCGAAUACUUCUUCAACCCAAACAGCAAUACAACUGGAACAAUCCACCUGGUGUACCAAAUGGUCAUCGUCAAUACGGAGAUUUCAAUCUACUUUCCUGGACAACGAUUUUGGCCAUGCUUGCUCGGUUUGUGACAGAUUGUGGUUCAAGAAUGACCUUAAAACCAUCACUGCACUACAACUGAAGGCAGUUCAAGAUCAUGGGGCGAGGAAGACGGGAAACAUACUUUGCCCUAAUUGCAACACUGAAAUUCAAAUUCCACAAAAUAAGGAGGAUAAAGUGAAUGCGAUGAUAGUCAAUGUGUACCAGUACUUUGCUAAAGAAGGUACGGGGUUGACGGGCGCCCAGCUCCGACAGCGCACGGCUCUGUGCACCGGCGCUAGCGAAGCCGACGUGGAGUGCGCAUUAGUUUUAGAACAUGAGAAGUCCACGGAUGAAGGGAACCCCGCCAUGUCCCAGAAUCCGCCUCGCAAACGACGCAGGAAAGGAAGCGAAUCACCACCUCCGGAACAAGAGGAAGAGCCUUAUGUGGAACAAGAGACACUGAUUGUAAAGAUCGAGCCGAAUGCUGACGAUGGAAGCAAUGAGAUAAACCCUCUUGCUAUUGACGAAGAGACGCCCCCGUAUUCUAUGACAGAGCCUGGACAUAUCUGUUUAAAAGACGGCAGCUGUUGCAAUCCACUGCAGAUUCAGCCCAACGUGAUAAACGCAGCGACGGUAUUUGUGAAGGAGGAGCCAAAGGAAGAAACGAACGCGGACCAACCGGUCGCGAACAUUUCGCUCCCAGUUCACGCCUGCGAUUCGGAUUCAUCAGAUGCACCGUCAGACCAAGCGAUGUCACAGAGUUAUCAACCGAAGCAGUCUGACAAUAAAGGGCCAACGCCAGACAAUCCGCUAGAUUCGUGUUCUCAUAUAAAAACGGAAGAGAUUAAUAUAGAAGAUAGUUGCUGUUCAGACACAGAUUCUGAAGGAUAUAGUUAAUUUUGUAUAAAACUUUAAAGAUAAAGAUAAUUUAUUUGAAUAAACAUGUGUCAUUCAUACAAAAGCAUGAAAGAUGUAUCACAAAAUACGCAAACGUUUAUAGUUCCGCCCCUACGUAAGAUAGUGUUUGUCUUUUUAAAGUGUAGGUGAAAGUAUUGUGAACUCUUUUCAAGUAAUCUUAUUUUUUGUUGCUACAAUAUUUAAAUUGUAACUCCAUAUAAUAAAUAAGUAGACUAUGAAAAUACAUACCGGUGUUUACAUAAUUAUAAAUAUCGCCAAAUAAAUGUAUUACGAUUCAGUUAAGAGUAAACUGUAUGUGUAGAAGUAUCCUAUAUUGUAUGCAAUAUAAAUAAUAAUCCCGGUCACGACCCGUUUCCACUGGAUUGUACCACUGUUUACCCCUCCACUCACCAUGGCAUAUAAACCGAGGUUAUUGAUAAAAUUAAAAUAUUUACAAAUA
Spodoptera litura is the source of this 2140-nucleotide messenger RNA. The record is from RefSeq and is a predicted model, not a curated record. Lineage: Eukaryota; Metazoa; Arthropoda; Insecta; Lepidoptera; Noctuidae.